Molecule: messenger RNA, 264 nt
Organism: Prunus armeniaca (apricot)
Lineage: Eukaryota; Viridiplantae; Streptophyta; Magnoliopsida; Rosales; Rosaceae
Source: the annotation of a GenBank genome assembly
AUGGAAUGCAAUGAAUUUGGUUUUGCUGUAAAGGCAGGCAGUGGCCAUAACCUUGAUCUCAGCCUUGGGAUUUCUCAGCCUUCUUCUAGUCAAAAGGGCAAUGGCAAUCUGGGGGAUUUUCAAUCUGUUAGAUGGUCCUUUGAAGGGGAGGCUAUGCCAGCUUUGAAGCGAUGCGAGGAAAAAGAUUUAUUUGGAUAUGAUCUUGCGGUUGCAGCUGCAAAUUCAUUAUACCUUGAGUUCUAUAUGAAAAUACCUGUAGGAUGA